CACUUACAUCUCAAGCGAUUCGCUUUUUGAAACUGAUAUUCUAAUGUCUUGUCGGGGCUGUCGUGUUCUCGUCAACAACAAACACCAUUACAUACAAUGUUGGGUUGUGCGCUUUAUCAUCCACCACAAACAGAGUUUGAACGCAUAAAAAGGCACAACUAUUGCUGUUGUCGCGAGUGGAGACAUUUUGUUUGGGGACGUGAAGGCGCCGAGCGUGACGCCACUGAAGGUGUGCUUUUUGUUAAGUGCUUCCUCCGGAGUACAACAGGCGGACUUGUGGCCACAUUGCAAUCAGUUGCUAGAGGAUCGUUUCAGCAGCCAUACGGCAAGGUGUGUGCUGUUUGAGGCGGAGGAACAACCCAAAAAGGACUUCCCGCCGAAGCGGAGGGGUGCGCCCCCUGGGCGCUCGGUGAACACCAUGUGCCGACGCCGGUGUGGUCCUAGCACUGCCCGUUAAAAGCCAGCCCAGCCUACCGACUGCCCGUCUCUGCACCAUGAAGAAGGUAGCGGCAUGGUCGGCCGAGGACGUGGCCGACUGGCUGAGCAAAGAGGGCAUGCCGGAGUACAUCGACGCCCUCCGACAGACGGAUGGCACCGCCUUGCUGCGGCUUACGCGGGCGCACUUCCAGAUGCCGCCGCUUCUACUGGUGUCCUCGGACGGCGGGCAGCAGCUGCUGGAGCGGGUGGAGACACUGCGGAUCGAGACCCACAUAGAGGCCCACAAGAACGGCCACACCAACGGGCACGCCGGCGGGGUGCCCAAUGGCACGGGUACGCCCCUGAGGAAUGGUGCGGUGCGAUCGGCAGACUCCAGGGUGGAGAUGGUGCACAUUCCCAUCCCCCCCAUGGAAACCCUGCACUCCUCCUUCCCUCCCGAGUGGGGCAGGACGGGCGUGGCAUUCGUCUACGCGGUUCUGUGCUUCAUCACCACCACCGUGGUCAUAUCGGUGGUCCACGAGCGGGUACCGCCCAAAGAGCACACCCCGCCGCUGCCCGAUAAGUUCUUUGACUUGUUUGACAGGAUAGAGUGGGCCUUCUCCAUCUGCGAGAUCAACGGCAUGCUGCUGGUGGCGCUGUGGCUCAUACAGUGGGCUCUUCUCAAGCACAGGUCAAUCAUAGGCAGACGCUUCUUCUUCAUUGUGGGUACGCUGUAUUUGUAUCGCUGUGUUACAAUGUACAUCACCACUCUGCCUGUUCCUGGGAUGCACUUCAGAUGCUCUCCAAAGCUUUUGGGCGACUGGGAGGCGCAUAUGAGAAGAGUGAUGAAGAUGAUCGCCGGCGGGGGCCUGUCCAUCACGGGCUCUCACACCAUGUGUGGAGAUUACCUGUACAGCGGCCAUACUGUCAUGCUGACGCUAACAUACCUCUUCAUCAAGGAGUAUUCCCCCCGACGCUUCUGGUGGUAUCACUGGAUCUGCUGGACCCUGAGCGCCGUGGGAGUCUUCUGCAUCCUUCUGGCCCAUGACCACUACACAGUGGACGUGGUGGUGGCCUACUUCAUCACCACGCGCCUCUUCUGGUGGUACCACACCAUGGCCAACCAGCAGGCGCUGAAAGAGACGUCGCAGAGUCACCCCUUCUCGCGGGUGUGGUGGUACCGGCCGUUCCAGUACUUGGAAGAGAACGUCAGCGGCACGGUGCCUCGCACCUACCAGCUCCCGCUGUGGCUGCGGGCCGCGGCGUGGACCCGGGGCGUGGCCUACAGCAGGCUGGAGGUCCAGUGACGCGGGCGGGACCGUGGACUCCACAAGCGGAGGACGUGUUUGAUGUAGCGCUGAAAAGUGGGCGGCCCCUCCCCAAAAAGGGGGAACUUUUUGUGUUUGUGUCCGUCCUCUUCCUCUGCAGGUGGGAGCUGAUCUCCCCAUCGUUUCCUACCACUUCCUGAACGCCAAGCAUUUCUAAAAGCCUGUUUUUCCUCUUGGCACAAAGCGCUCAUGCCCCCCCACCCCCUCCAGUGCGGAGUCCAGAAUGCCAAAUGUAUUUCUUAAAAGCUAUUUGUUUUGUAAAGUUGCUAAAAACAAACUAGUCAAAGGUGCAAAAUCCUAUUUUUUCUAAGCAUGUUUAUUUUUCAAGGAGAACAAGAAAUGAUUCUUUUUAGAUUUCUACCUUUUUAAGACCGAAGAAGUAAGGAUCUCAUCCAAGGAAAUCUUAGUGCCUUUCUAGCUCGAUUGUACAAACCAGUCACUUACCAGUCAAUGCUGGGGGCGCGGCCACAGCCCCUCCCUCGCUGGGGGCGCGGCCACAGCCCCUCCCUCGCUGGGGGCGCGGCCACAGCCCCUCCCUCGCUGGGGGCGCGGCCACAGCCCCUCCCUCGCUGGGGGCGCGGCCACAGCCCCUCCCUCGCUGGGGGCGCGGCCACAGCCCCUCCCUCGCUGGGGGGCGUGGCCACAGCCCCUGUUGUCCCUUGAAUGUAAAAAGUGGAAAAUGCCAGCCUUUUCCAGGAUUGGUCUUCCCUACUCUGUAUUUAUUCUCCGGCUUCGCGGCCUCCCAGGAGUUCUUGUAGGACUGAAUUCUCUCUUUGAAACGUCCGUCACAUUUCAUUCAUCCAGACGCCAGCGUUCAUCACUUCCUGCUUCUUGGAGUGACAAUAGUCUGGAGUUUGAGGCAAAGAAAUGAUUGUGAAUGUUCUUAUCAUGUCCAUGUAUUUCUUUAAGUCCAUCACCAGCCCCUUUCACACGGAACACGGAAUGGACCAGGCAAUGUUCCACCUUCAGACUGAGUCAGAUUGAGUCAUGGCCCCUUUCACACUGCCGUCUGUCCUUCCUGUUCCCUCUGUUUGAACGGCGCUAACAAGGAAGGGCGCUUGGAAUUCUAUUAGCAAAAAGCGGCAGCAGAGGCAGGAUGGUGAAAUCCCACACUCGCUCCUCCUGCCCCGCUGGGUCCUGCCGUACGGGGUGUCUGUGUGAAAUGGGCGGUUUGGAUAUGGUCCAUGGUGUUCAUGUUACUGACUGGACUGCGAUCACCAGCAGAGACUGACAAUUGGAAGGCCUUCUCACAGUUGCGUGAGAGACGGAAGGUACGGUCCCCGACGGUCGCCAAUGGUCCCAGAGGGUCUCGGACGGGGAUGGACGGUUGCAAAGGGGGCAGGCUAGGGAAUCGUGUUUUAAAGACGUGUGGAGCGAUGCUGUCCAAUCAUUUCUAAUUGUCCAAAUUGGAUGGGGGUGGGAUGAAGACAGGGAAGGUGUUGGCCAAUCAUGUGUAUGUUUGGUCUUCAUGAGCGUAGGUCACCAUCCAUAUGUCCUGGGGACGUCCUGUGCAUAUAGCAGAUGUUUUGUACGCUAAAGGAAUCUCAAUGGGACGCUGUUCAAUUAAAGAUUUUACUAUAUUA
Molecule: messenger RNA, 3328 nt
Organism: Doryrhamphus excisus (bluestripe pipefish)
Lineage: Eukaryota; Metazoa; Chordata; Actinopteri; Syngnathiformes; Syngnathidae
Gene: sgms1a
Product: sphingomyelin synthase 1a
Biological process (GO): sphingomyelin biosynthetic process; ceramide biosynthetic process
Cellular component (GO): plasma membrane; endoplasmic reticulum membrane; Golgi membrane
Molecular function (GO): protein binding; sphingomyelin synthase activity; ceramide cholinephosphotransferase activity
Source: RefSeq, a predicted model, not a curated record